AUGCGGUGGUACCUUGCGUUGCUUGUCAGCGCCUUUGCGGCUGCGGUAAAUGCUCUGAGUAGCUCUGGCAGCCGUCUGCUGGUGGUCUUGGAUGAUACCACAGACAAGAGCGCUUACUCGAUACUGUGGUCAGACUUGGAAGGCCGCGGAUACGACCUUUCUUUCGAAUCGCCUAAGAGUGACAAGCUGUCCCUCUUCGAACAUGGCGAAAGAGCUUACGACCACCUCCUGAUCCUUCCCCCGAAGUCCAAGGGACUUGGCCCCAACCUGACCCCGAAGAACAUCCUGGACUUCAUGAACCAGGAUGGCAACAUCAUCCUUGCCCUCUCCGGCAAGGCCUCUACCUCUAGUGCUAUCAGCUCCCUCCUCCUCGAAGUCGAUAUCCACCUUUCGAACGACCGCUCCGCUGUUGUCAUUGACCACUUCAAUUACGAUACAAUCUCGGCCGCUGAGAAGCACGAUGUCCUCUUGCUCGAGCGCCCCGGUCCCCUGCGUCCCGAUGUGAAGGCCUUCUUCGAUGGCGAGGGUGUUCUCGCUCUCCCGCAUGUCGCCCCCCAGACUCUGGGUAGCAACAGCCAGCUCAUUUCGCCCAUCCUGCGAGCUCCUGCCACCGCUUACGCGUACAACCCCAAGGAGGAGAUGCCUUCGCCGGAUGACAUUGAAGCCACCGGCUCUCAGUUGAAUGUGGUUUCGGCUGUUCAGGCUCUCAACUCGGCCCGAUUCGUUGUGCUGGGUUCCGUGGAGGCCCUUGAGGACCAGUGGUUCUCCGGCUCUGUCAAGGCUCCCAACGGCAAGAAGGUUCCUACCGUUAACCGGGAGUUUGCUAAGCAAUUGACUGGCUGGGCUUUCAAGGAGACUGGUAUUCUGAAGGUCGGAAAGAUUGAGCACCACCUGGCCACUGAUGGUGAGGUGGCUGUGGAAGACAUGAACCCUAAGAUCUACCGUGUUAAGAACGAAACCGUUUUCAACAUUGAGAUUUCCGAAUACUCUUAUGACAAGUGGGUGCCCUUCGAGGUCCCUGCUGAGGAUGAGCUGCAGCUGGAAUUCACCAUGCUCUCUCCCUUCCACCGCCUGGCCCUCAAACCUACCGUCCGUACUGAGACCAGUGCUGUGUACAGCACCCAGUUCACUACUCCCGAUCAGCACGGUAUCUUCUCGUUCCGUGUGGACUACAAGCGUCCUUUCCUCACCAACAUUGAGGAGAAGCACGAGGUUACCGUGCGUCACUUUGCGCACGACGAAUACCCUCGCAGCUGGGCCAUCACUGGUGGCUGGGUGUGGAUCGCCGGUCUGUGGUCGGUGAUUGGAGGUUUCCUGGCAUUUGUCGUUGUUUGGCUCUACUCCGCCCCUGUGGCUGACAAGGUCAAGAAGACCCAGUAG
Molecule: messenger RNA, 1380 nt
Organism: Penicillium pulvis
Lineage: Eukaryota; Fungi; Ascomycota; Eurotiomycetes; Eurotiales; Aspergillaceae
Product: dolichyl-diphosphooligosaccharide-protein glycotransferase
Exons: 4
Coding region: 1-1380 (459 amino acids)
Cellular component (GO): endoplasmic reticulum membrane; oligosaccharyltransferase complex
Source: RefSeq, a predicted model, not a curated record